GUUGUCCAGCCCUGGUCAGAUAGCCCCACCUAUUUGUUUUCAUUAUAGAUGCCACUUGGGUGUGUGCGUUUUUUGUAAAUUUCAAUUGCUAACGCUGCGCAAACUCCCAGAUCCGGAACAUCGAACAACAAGAGUCCUACAGCAUCCAGCAGCAUGCGCGAACUCAACAAACAGCAGUCGCAGGACACUACAGACUACGUGGAAAAGGGCGACUAUCCGCGAGCCACCAAUGGAGUCGUGUUCGGAGCCCUCAUCACCUUCGCUGGCUUCUUCGCCCUGAUGAUGUCUUUCUGUUCGCCGUAUUGGAUUGAAUCGUACGAGGAGACCCGCAGCAGCUUCAAAAACAUGGGCCUCUGGCAAUACUGCUUCAAGGACUUUGUGUACCCCAAGUACCAUUACCCCAAGGCCUUCACAGGAUGUCACAACAUCUUCUCGCACGAGUACUAUGUGAUCCGUGAGUACCUGCUGCCCGUCUGGCUGAUGGCGGUGCAGGGCUUCGUUACCAUGUCAUUCAUCAUUGUGAUGCUCGUCCUUACACUGCUGUCACUGACCAUUAUUCGGCUGCCUCUGAAGCCCGUGCUCCAGUACGAGUGGUUGCUGGUUCGUCUUUCCUAUAUUGGAACCGCCGUCUCCUCGCUGUUCAUGUUCUUGGCCGUUUGCAUCUUCGGUGGCUGCGCCUACCGCCGCGAUUGGCUCAUGUACCCCAAGUUCAAUGUGCUGGGCUGGUCCUACGCCCUCGCCGUCGUCACAUUCAUUCUUCUUGGCCUGGCCGCUCUGGUCUUGCACCGCGAAGCCAGGAAAGCCUUUGAGGCCCGCGGUGAGCAGAAGAACCUGGUUAUGCAGAUGGAGAUGCAGGAGCCGGGAUAUCAGCCGCCGCGUCAUCACCACAGCCAGUCUCGCAGCCUGCAAGGCUACAUAUAAUUCGAAUAAUACAAAAUAUCACGAACACAGGCCGACAGCAACAAAUCUCCAGGCAUAAUUUUGGCUUCUCCAUAGCUUCUAAGCCUUUGAACUAGAAGUCUAGAACCAAAAGCUUAUGAAGAAGUCAAAAUUAUCCUUGGGGUAUAACAAAUUCGAAUAUGUCGGCCUGUGUAAUUUGCAUUCCAUCCAUUGACUAAGUAGUCUUCAGAAACUUUAUGUAACUAAUUCCGCCCAAAAUGCCUUAUAAUCUUAAAUUUGAACCACACUUUUAGUGUAGAAAUUAUACCGACUUUUAUAUGCAACCAUUUUAUGAACUUUAAAUUAUAUAUGGCUUUAUAUGUGAGCCCAUAAGAAAUACA
Messenger RNA from Drosophila ananassae, 1280 nucleotides. RefSeq lists its product as uncharacterized. The transcript has a single exon. The record is from RefSeq and is a predicted model, not a curated record. Lineage: Eukaryota; Metazoa; Arthropoda; Insecta; Diptera; Drosophilidae. Bases 154 to 921 code for a protein of 255 amino acids. Gene Ontology annotation, cellular component: membrane; septate junction. Gene Ontology annotation, biological process: septate junction assembly; regulation of tube size, open tracheal system.